Microplitis demolitor is the source of this 1116-nucleotide messenger RNA. It is a transcript of the gene Scox, whose product is annotated as protein SCO1 homolog, mitochondrial. Gene Ontology annotation, biological process: mitochondrial respiratory chain complex IV assembly. NCBI's taxonomy places the organism in Eukaryota, Metazoa, Arthropoda, Insecta, Hymenoptera, Braconidae. Bases 187 to 1047 code for a protein of 286 amino acids. The record is from RefSeq and is a predicted model, not a curated record. The transcript is spliced from 5 exons.
AUCAGCUGUUUAAUUUUUUCAAUAUCUCUUUUUACUCUCUUUUUUCGUGUGCGCUCAUGCCUCAUCCACAUUCGCCGUUAAAUAAAAUACCGUGAGUUGCGUCAGUUUUGAAAUCGGUUUUUGAAAAUAAUUUUUGGAUAAAUAAUUUAAUUACAAAUUAAAAAUUGUUAAUUAAAUAUUUAAAAAAUGUCAUCAUUAAUUUUACGUUCCCUACGUAAAUUUCAAUCAUGUCCUAAAUUAAUUCCUGUGACAAAACAAGUAGCUCGUUAUUCAACUCCACGAAAAUUACCACAACCGGAUCCAUCAACAGGACUCAUUGAAAAAAUAAAAAAGAUAUCAAAAUUUCUUGGCUCAUCACGUUAUUCUCCAAUAACAUGGCGUAGUUUUGCUAUCGGUGGAACAGUAGGUGGUAUUUUUCUGUUAUAUCUUCGGUAUCUGAAAGAAAAAAAGGAUUUGGCACUUGAUCGGGAGCGCAGAAGGUCUCUUGGAAAAGCAGCCAUCGGUGGCAAAUUUGAAUUGAUUGAUUCCAAUGGUAAAUUGGUUAAAUCUGAUGAUUUCUUGGGUCAGUGGGUAUUAAUUUAUUUCGGAUUCACUCACUGUCCGGAUAUCUGUCCCGACGAACUUGAAAAAAUGGUAUCGAUUAUUAACGAUCUAGAGAAAAAGGAUAUUAAAAUUCAGCCGAUAUUUAUAUCCGUGGAUCCAGACAGAGACACACCAGAAGUUGUUGGAAAAUAUUGCAAAGAAUUUUCCGAUAAAAUAAUUGGAUUAACGGGAAAUAAAGAACAAAUUGCUAAAGCUUGCAAAGCUUAUCGUGUUUACUUUAGUAGCGGACCUAAGGACACUGAUAAUGAUUAUAUUGUCGAUCAUACAAUAAUAAUGUACUUAGUAGAUCCAGAUGGGAUUUUUGUCGAUUACUAUGGACAAACCAACACUGCUGAACAAGUUAUGGGCAGUAUAAUGCUCCACAAAACUAAAUUAGCAAAAGUUAAAGACGAGACGUCAUGGUUCCCGCUUGUCGGUCUUAAAGAAACUGGAAGCGCGGCGUAAUUUAACUUUUUAUUAAUGUAUAUUUUUAAAUUUAAAUACUUACAUAAAUACUGAAAUUAUUAAUUAUAA